Daldinia vernicosa is the source of this 2000-nucleotide messenger RNA. RefSeq lists its product as uncharacterized. The coding region runs from base 166 to 1653 and encodes 495 amino acids. NCBI's taxonomy places the organism in Eukaryota, Fungi, Ascomycota, Sordariomycetes, Xylariales, Hypoxylaceae. Gene Ontology annotation, molecular function: zinc ion binding; DNA-binding transcription factor activity, RNA polymerase II-specific. The record is from RefSeq and is a predicted model, not a curated record. Gene Ontology annotation, biological process: regulation of DNA-templated transcription. The transcript has 6 exons.
AGGGUAGGAUUCGACGGAAGAUGGCAAGAUGGGGAAUGGUUCAAUGAAAUCAUCGCCCGCAGUUAAUCAUAUAUUGAGACGAGAAAGGGUCACACAAAGCUAUGUUUUAUGACCGCGCAUAUUCUCCUUUCCUCGUGAUACUCCCUUUGGCCUUACGAACUUCGCAUGAAUACGAUGGCUGAAUCAGCUCCAUCAGCUCCAUCAGCUCCCACAAUCCGGCGCCAACGUCAACGCAAGUUUCAUCGCAGGUCAAGAAACGGCUGUUCCACAUGCAAGACAAAGCACAUCCGGUGCGACGAGAGAAAACCACUAUGCACAUACUGUCUUCGACAUGGUGGAGAAUGUGGUUAUCCGGACGGAGAUGCUGAGUCUAGCACCCCGGAGCCCGGGCAUGGGUCCGGAUCAAGGGCAGGAUCUAGAGAGCCUCACGAAUCUACCGAACCUUGCCUGGCCUUGGUAGACGCUUCUUUCAAAGACCCAUUCCUAGGAACCUCAUACGACAUGCCCCACAAGUCACGCUCGUUAUUCCAACUCUUCGCAAAUACAAGGGUACUGUACAAGACGCGGGUCGAAAGAAGUGCGGAUUCAUUCAUCGUGCACAAAGCCUUGUCGCAUCCCGGAUUCCUUCAUGCUGCGUUGUUAAUGACUGCCCUGCAUUGGGCAUGGUGCACCGGUGAUGUCGAGCACUUCCGAGUCCCUUACCUCUAUCACAAGCUGCAGGCGAUACGAUUCGUCACGGACCAGCUAAGGAAUCCGGACGCUGCUGUCCACGAUGGCACAAUAGCAGCCGUCUCAAGCCUCGCUCUGGUCGAAAAUGCCUUAGGGUCUGUCGACGCCGUAUCAUCUCAUCUACGCGGGCUCGCGAAAAUUAAAGAAUUACAAGGCCAAGACAGACGUCCUAGGAAGAUGGGCUUGCUUCAACGAAUGAUCCUGAUGGCAGCCAGAAGCGUUUCCAGCCGCCCCGUUUGGGAUAUCCUCGACAUUAGCCGAACAGACCUGGUACAUCAGUCCGUGAUAAUAUCACUGCUCCGAGUUGCACUCCGGCCAAUCUAUAGCCUGCGAAUGUUGGGUAGCUCGUACGAUUCGGAAGAGCCGCUCUCAGAAAUCCUAGCGAGAAAGGCACCUCACUCUCGAGUAAGCGAUAGUAACGCCUUAUCGCUUCUCAGAUCAGUCGAUAUUAGUAGAUCUGGGUUCAUAGCGUGCUACUUCUAUCUCUACGUAAUCAUACGCGAAGGCACGGUUGAUUCAUUCAUACUUAAUUGGUUCAUCGAGCAGUUACUUGCGGACGUCUGCCGCACCGAAACGCCCAUGCAGACGGGCCAAUAUAGUCAGUCGCUCUGGUUUUGGUCUGCCAUGUUUGGUGCGUGUGCCACAAUGGCGGCUAAGACCAGUGAUGAUCUCGAGAGGAAACAGAUGAAGGUGUACCGGGACGUAUAUUUGGACAAGAUUAACCUCGUGAGCCGCGUGCUAAAGAUCAAGAAUUGGGAAGCGGCCAGGUCGACACUAAGGCUCUUCGCCUGGGAGGACGACUUUGACGGAGAGACGGAACUAAAGGCAGUGUGGGAAGAGGCUGUCUGGGAAAGCGAAAAAGCAUCCUGCAAAUGGUACAGCGGGAAGAACGUCGAAUAUCAAAGGGCUAUGAAUUGCUGGUGAGAAGAUGAAGAUCUGGCUUGCUCGUAUAAAUGUGUCUGGCAUAAUGAAAUACCGGAAUGGUACUGUCUGUAUAUAGCAUCGCGCCUGACUCGGGUCGAAUAUCGAAUAAUAUGUUAAUACCCCCUUUUACAAACCCGUAGGGCACGAUAACACCGAACAGGCACUACCGCAUCGAGCAAAGACUGAAGCCGUCACGAUCGGACCCGUCGGGGAAUUGAGAAACAUCUCAUCAACCCGAAAGCCGGCCUAGCUGUCAGCCUGUCCCCAAACUGCAUCCCUACGCAAUAAGUACGACUGAAGCAUCCUCUCCCCUCUUGCUUCCGAUAACAACCGUUGAUGCAGACGCG